CCUCAACAGUGCCAGAGCCUCAGGGAGAAGAGGAGGUGGCAGAAGAGGAGGAGGAAGAUGAUCCUGAGCAAGUUGUUGUGGAGAAUGAGAGUUAUGUGAACCUCAAGAAAAAGCUUUCCAGAAAGUAUGAUGUGCAGGCAAAGUCUCUGUAUAAUGAAAAUGUUAAAAUCUGCGCACAAUUUCGGCUGAAAAAGUCUUCCAGGCACUUCCAGUCUAUGUUGUAUGAAAGACAGAAGCUCCCUGCGUGGCAAGAGAGAGAAACCAUUCUUGAUUUGCUGAAGAGCCACCAAGUUCUUGUUGUGAGCGGCAUGACGGGAUGUGGGAAAACCACUCAGAUUCCUCAGUUUAUUUUGGAUGCUUCAUUGCAAGGAUCUCCAAGCGGAGUUGCAAACAUCAUCUGCACUCAGCCUCGCAGGAUCUCUGCCAUUUCUGUGGCUGAACGUGUAGCCAAAGAAAGAACAGAAAGGAUUGGACUCACUGUUGGAUAUCAGAUCCGUCUGGAAAGUGUAAAGUCCUCAGCUACCAGACUCUUGUACUGCACUACUGGUGUGCUGUUGAGAAGGCUGGAAGGAGAUCUGACUUUGCAGGGAAUCACACAUGUUAUUGUUGAUGAAGUUCACGAAAGAACAGAAGAAAGUGACUUCUUGCUGCUGGUUUUGAAGGAUAUCAUGGUUCAGAGGCCGGACCUGCGCAUCAUACUAAUGAGUGCCACCUUGAAUGCAGAGCUUUUUUCUCAAUACUUUCACUCCUGCCCAAUUAUUAACAUACCAGGUCGAACAUUUCCUGUGGAUCAGUUUUUUCUGGAAGAUGUGAUUGCAAUGACAAGGUAUGUUUUAGAGGACAGUAGUCCUUACAGACGCAAAACAAAGCAAGAAAAUAAACAGAAUGGAAGACACAAAAGAACUGCAUUUGAAGAAGUAGAGGAGGACCUGAGACGUGCUGGCAUUCUGGAAGGCACUGACACAGUUGUCAGAGAUUCAGACCCAGACCAAAAAUUAACUCUGAAGCAGCUCCUUACACGAUAUAAAGGGGUUAACAAGACAGUGUUGAAAACAAUGUCUGUCAUGGACUUGGACAAAGUUAAUCUGGAAUUAAUUGAAGCCUUGCUGGAAUGGAUAGUUGCUGGCAAGCAUUCAUACCCCCCAGGUGCUGUGUUGAUAUUUUUGCCUGGUCUAGCAGAAAUCAAGAUGCUUUAUGAGCAGCUCCAGUCUAAUGCUCUUUUUAAUAACCGGCACAGCAAGAGGUGUGUUGUUUAUCCGCUUCAUUCUUCACUGUCUAGUGAAGAGCAGCAGUCUGUGUUCCUCAGACCUCCUGCAGGAGUUAUCAAAAUCAUCAUCUCUACAAACAUCGCAGAAACAUCUGUCACCAUUGAUGAUGUGGUCUAUGUGAUUGAUUCUGGAAAAAUGAAAGAGAAAAGAUAUGACCCAAGCAAAGGAAUGGAAAGUCUGGAAGACACAUUUGUGUCCAAGGCCAAUGCUUUGCAAAGAAAGGGGCGAGCAGGUCGUGUAGCCUCAGGCGUCUGCUUUCAUCUUUUCAGUAGCCAUCACUAUAACCAUCAGCUCAUAAAACAGCAGCUACCAGAAAUACAAAGAGUGCCCUUGGAGCAGCUUUGUCUAAGAAUUAAGAUUCUGGAGAUGUUUUCUGCACAGAGUCUUCACUCUGUCUUAUCACAACUAAUUGAACCCCCUAGAACUGAGUCUUUGCAGGCAUCAAAGCUGCGACUACAGGAUUUAGGAGCACUAACUCCAGAUGAAAAGCUCACUCCUCUGGGAUAUCACUUGGCUUCUCUGCCUGUCGAUGUCAGGAUUGGCAAGCUAAUGCUGUUUGGCACCAUCUUCCGCUGCCUGGAUCCUGCACUAACUAUAGCAGCCAGUCUGGCCUUUAAGUCGCCUUUUGUGUCACCAUGGGAUAAAAGGGAAGAAGCCAACAAAAAGAAGUUGGAGUUUGCAGUAGGAAACAGUGACUACCUGGCUCUUCUCCAGGCCUAUAAGGGAUGGCGUUUAAGUAUCAAAGAGGGCUCUCAGGCAAGCUACAACUACUGCAGGGAGAACUUUUUGUCAGGAAGAGUUCUUCAGGAAAUUGCCAGUCUGAAACGGCAAUUCACAGAGCUGCUUUCUGACAUUGGGUUUGUGAAGGAGGGAUUAAGAGCCAGGGACAUUGAGAAGAAGUGGUCCCAAGGAGGCGAUGGUGUGUUGGAUGCCACAGGAGAAGAGGCAAAUUCAAAUGCAGAGAACAUCAAGCUGAUCUCAGCUAUGUUGUGUGCUGCACUGUAUCCCAACGUUGUCCAGGUGAAAAAGCCAGAGGGCAAAUACCAGAAGACCAGUACAGGAGCGGUCAAAAUGCAACCAAAAGCAGAAGAGCUGAAGUUUGUUACCAAAAACGAUGGGUGUGUUCACAUUCACCCUUCAUCUGUGAAUUAUCAGACGAGGCACUUUGAGAGCCCCUACCUGGUGUAUCACGAGAAAAUCAAGACGAGCCGCGUGUUCAUUCGGGACUGCAGCAUGGUGUCGGUGUACCCGCUGGUCCUGCUGGGAGGUGGCCAGUUUCACAUGCAGCUGCAGAAGGGAGAAUUUGUCAUUUCUCUUGAUGAUGGAUGGAUACGGUUUGUGGCUGCUUCUCACCAG
Molecule: messenger RNA, 2624 nt
Organism: Antrostomus carolinensis (chuck-will's-widow)
Lineage: Eukaryota; Metazoa; Chordata; Aves; Caprimulgiformes; Caprimulgidae
Gene: DHX57
Product: DExH-box helicase 57
Exons: 18
Cellular component (GO): intracellular anatomical structure
Molecular function (GO): RNA binding; helicase activity; ATP binding
Source: RefSeq, a predicted model, not a curated record